CUGCUUCAUUGAUGUUUGUUUACAUGGAAAAUUUGUUUGGUAGAAAUGUGAUUUGAAAGGAAAACUGUUGGAAGUUACCCUUUGAGUACAUUUACCUUUUGUUAGUGGCAUUUUUGUUUGGUUGCGUAAAGAAGAAAGUGAAAAGGUCUCAUAGUAUAGUGCCAUGUGGGGAGAAGAGAUAUGCUGCACAUGCAUUUGGUAAUUCCAAGGCUUUGAGUUUGUAAAACGAUAAUGGAAAACAAGUGUUUUGCUUUCUUCAAGAGAAUCGGUUGCAGAUAAGAACAAACUCAUUUACUUUGGAGAAACCAGAAGAGGGAAAGGACAAGUGGUUUGAGUGCCAAGUCUACAUUUGUCCUUGGAAGCUCAGAUCAGGUAAAUGGAAGCCGAUCAUAAUGCUGUUUUGAUAUGAUCCUUCUACUUUUGAUUGAUUCUGCAGACACACCUAUUUCUGUUGUUGGCUCAUUUCUUGAUAUAUUUAGCAGAAAUUGAAAACAGUCUUUUCUACUUCUUGCUGUCCAACCCUUUUUUCUGAUUCUUCUAGUUUUUGUUAUGUCAAUUUUUGUCCACCUCCUUUCAUGAACAUAUGAACAUGGGAAAAACAGCUGAGAAUCGAAUCCUUGCAAUUUUGGCUUACUUUCUUAGUUUUGGCUUCUCUCCUUUCCUUGUUACCCUUGCAAUUUUGAUUCUAUCAACUAUGUUGAUCAUUGUCACAUUCAAAAAGAAAAAGGUAAUUUUGCAUGAGAAACCAGCGCAAGAUCAUGAGGGUCUCAUCUGUGAGCAGAAAAACGUCCCUGGAAAAGUAGUUGGAGAGACUCUUCAACCACCAGUAGAAACAGCUAUCCAACAAAAUGAAGUUGGUCUGAUGCAUGAGUACCAAGUUGAAUCAACCUCGGACAUUCUUGUUCCAUCAGACAGUGAAAGUAGCAAUGAUUCUGUAAUGGGUGAAAAGUUUGAUCUCAAUUUGACUUGUUCAAACUAUAUGGAACAAAAUCUAGCAAUGUCAGAUAUUUCAGUUUCUGAUGAUGAUGAUGAUGAUAGCCUCAUUGAAAUCUGCCUUCCGGGCAGCAAGUUUGGUGGCCCAGAUGAAGAACCAAAGCAAAAGCUGCAGUCAAAUCUGCCGUCAAAUCUGCCUGAUCUCUUGCCGGAAUCAAUAUUCGAGCAACAAGGCUUAAUGGAGCUCUUAGCAGAGAUCAAUGAGAUGAAUGAAGAAGAGAAUCUGAUUGAGAUUGAUCUUGGGCUCCAUCAAGGGUUCAAGGUUAGCGAUUGAAGCAUGAAUUAGCAUUGGCAUGAGUGUCAAUAGUUCCAAGUUUUGAUCUCAACAACAAAUGAUGUUAGGAGCUGCUAGCUAGGCUUUUUAGAUCAAGGGAUAAUUUUUUUCUUCUUCUUCUUUUUAGUUGUGCUGCAAACUAUGGAAAUUUCUGCUUUAUUAUGCCUUCUAUAAUCCCUCUUCAAACACUAAAGCAUCAAAGUUCAACUUUAUUAUGCCUUUUUUAUAUAUCAGGAGGCAUAAACAAAAUAUGAUAGCCUUUCAUCUGUGGAGGCUUUUUUGCUUGGGAUGGAAUCCCACUUGCCUUUCCUCUUCAA
Messenger RNA from Alnus glutinosa, 1584 nucleotides. RefSeq lists its product as uncharacterized. The record is from RefSeq and is a predicted model, not a curated record. Lineage: Eukaryota; Viridiplantae; Streptophyta; Magnoliopsida; Fagales; Betulaceae. The transcript has 2 exons. Bases 584 to 1267 code for a protein of 227 amino acids.